Molecule: messenger RNA, 1428 nt
Organism: Armigeres subalbatus
Lineage: Eukaryota; Metazoa; Arthropoda; Insecta; Diptera; Culicidae
Exons: 3
Coding region: 1-1428 (475 amino acids)
Source: RefSeq, a predicted model, not a curated record
AUGACUGUGCAGUACAGCACACCCUUCUCUUUCGGCUUGCUCUUCCAGGUUGGGGAAACUCUCCUCUACUGUUGUGACGGCUGGACUUCGACGUCUAUGUUGGCAUCGCAGGCGGCCACCACGGAAUGUUAUUUUCAAGAGGCAAUUGACGCUAUAAUUUUAAGUGACGAUGAAGACGAUGAAGUUGUGCAACAAUACAUAAAUCAUUCGCAAGAUCUGAUUUUACGAGCUGCAACAGAAUACGAAACAAAUCAAUUCGGAGGUACUCGACCUAGCAGAAAAGCAAACAUCAACAGAGGUGCUCAACAAUUGCUUCGGGAUUAUUUCUCCGAAAAUCCCACAUACGGCGAUUCACAGUUCCGACGACGGUUUCGAAUGUCCCGUGACCUGUUUACUAAGAUUGUAGCAGACAUAGAAUCUGCAAACUUGUAUUUCGUGCAAAAGCCAGAUGCAACAGGUAAACUAGGGCUAACUAGCCUCCAGAAAUGCACCGCCGCGAUACGUCAACUUGCAUAUGGUAUGCCAGCCGAUGCUGUAGAUGAGUACCUCAGAUUGGCGGAAUCAACAGCGCUGAAAUGUCUUGAAGAAUUUUGUGGCACCACUUUCCGGAUUUAUAGUUCCAAAUAUUUGAGAUACCCGACGCCUGCUGAUGUGGAGAGAUUGUUACGUGUUGGAAACAAUCGUGGCUUUCCUGGAAUGCUUGGGUCUUUGGACUGUUGCCACUGGAUCUGGAAGAAUUGCCCUACAGCAUGGGCUGGUCAGUUUCGAGGAAAGGAGAAAAAACCAACCAUUGUACUUGAAGCCGUGGCAAGCUAUGAUCUUUGGAUAUGGCAUGCAUUUUUCGGAAUACCAGGUUCAAAUAAUGAUGUGAAUGUUCUCGAUCGUUCACCGUUAUUCUCAGAGAUAUAUGAAGGCAAAGCACCUCCUGCUGAAUAUACAGUUAAUGGACGACAGUAUAGUACUGGCUAUUAUCUGGCAGAUGGUAUUUAUCCACCGUUGGCAACUUUGGUACAGACAAUUUCUUCUCCAGUUGGGUUAAAAAAGAAGUACUUCGCACAAAUGCAGGAGUCUGCUCGCAAAGACGUCGAAAGAGCAUUUGGCGUAUUGAUGGCACGGUUUGCUAUUAUCAAAACCCCGGCUAGGCUCUGGAACAAAAAUGCAUUGGAAUCGAUCAUUAAAACAUGCAUAAUUCUCCAUAACAUGAUCAUUGAGAAUGAAAAAGAUGAUCCGCUAAUCAUGAUGGAAACAAACCGAAAAGCUGGUAAUAAUGAAGUUACAGAAGACAUCAAUCGAAUGGACACAGAGAAUGUGGAGAGAUUCGACUCAUUUUUGUCACGAUAUAAAGCUGUUCAUGAUACAAACCAGCAUUACCAAUUGAGGAAUGAUCUUAUUGAACAUCUGUGGGCGGUUAAAGGAGAAGAAUAUUGA